Molecule: messenger RNA, 5776 nt
Organism: Pocillopora damicornis (cauliflower coral)
Lineage: Eukaryota; Metazoa; Cnidaria; Anthozoa; Scleractinia; Pocilloporidae
Product: autophagy-related protein 13
Biological process (GO): autophagosome assembly; protein localization to phagophore assembly site; mitophagy
Cellular component (GO): phagophore assembly site; Atg1/ULK1 kinase complex; cytosol
Source: RefSeq, a predicted model, not a curated record
UUCCUAUAUGAUGGCGGAAACUGGUGGUCGUCAGCAGGGAUGUGUUCUGUAGUUUCGUAUUUUUUGACAAUUCCUCGUACAGUAUUCCGCAGUGGGCUAAAUUCUAAUAGUCUUUUACGAUUGAUAUGGAGGAGAAAUCUGGGUCUCUGGGUGCACAAGAAGAGAGAGAUCUCAAGAAGUUUUUGAAAUUUCUAUCGCAGAAGGCAGUGCAAGUGAUUGUUCAGUCACGUCUAGGAGAAAAGAUUCAUACCAAGUCUAAACCUACUGCAAUGGGCCAAGACUGGUUCAAUCUAGCAAUAAACGAUAACCCAGAUGUAACAUCAGAGGUAAAAAAAGUGAUGAUAAAUGGAAGGCUUCCUUCUAAAGACAGUGCCAUGUGUGUGGAGAUAUCUCUGAAGUCUAGAGAUGGAGAAUCUAUGUUAUUGGAGACAUGGUGCCUUAGUAUGAAUGACAGGAUUGAUCCUAAUACCAAGGUGACAUACACAGUUUAUAACAGAAUUGGAGUGCUUCUCAAGUCUCUUACAUCAGUGACAAGAGUUACACCAGCCUAUCAACUGUCACGCAAGCAAGGGACAGACUUCAUUCUGUGUUACAGGAGGAAUACUCAAAGUGUCACUGGGUAUGUGAAAUAUGGUAGAAGCUUUGCUACCCUGAGAGUAGGCUCCAUAGGUACCCCAGUUGGUUCCAUUACUUUAUCUGCUGCUUACAGGACGAAGCUGACCUUGCCAGAAAAACAACAAGUCAUGGUACAAAGUAACCAUUUCAGCUCAGAGUUGGCACAGAUGCCUUCUGAUCAGCAUGAUGAUGCUUUGCCAUGUGGAGCAUUUGACUUAACAGCUGAAGCGAGACAUCAAAUCGCAGAGGAGAUAGCAAGCGCGACAGAAACGGAAGUAACCCGACCAACAACUGCAUCUUCAGACACUCCUCCGUCGACAGCUCAUAAACUCAGCUCAACAACUCCACCACUUGGGUUAAGGCGCAUCAGUCAAGAAGUUAACAGCGCUGGGAGACACGAGAUGAGCGGACCCGGAAGUUAUUCCCAACCCACUGGCUGUGCAAAAAUGCGAACAAAGGGAGCCUUUGUGAGCAGUUCAGGAUCGCCUGAAAAUUCAAUGCUUACAAACCUGUCAUCUACUCCACCGUUUGCGUCGCUUUUAAGAAAAGAGGCUGAUAACAUACCAAGCGGUCUGCCGGCCUCAGAUAGCAACCUGAAAAAGUCACCAUCAGUUCUACAUAGAAGGGACAGUUCAUCUGACAGAACAGAUGGCAGCAAACCAUCGACGGUGCAGUCUCCACCCUUCCCCAGUCAGCUUGUGUGGGAUGAUGACUUCGUUAUGGUAGAACUGAAACCAGCCUUCGCGUCUCAUUCAGCAACAUCAACCGGUGAUCUUGGUAGCUUCUUUCGUGAGUGUCAGACAGCACCUCCACUGAGUUUAUUUGAAGAUAAUGAGGUGUCAUCGCUAGAUAACAUCAUGGACCGUUUGGAUGGGGAAUUGUGUAGCUUUCGCGAGAACGCUUUCAAAUUUGACGAACUCUUAGCUGAGCUACAGCAGAGGUGAUAUCAGCUGGAGAUGAGCUUGGGUUUGAAAGUAAUUUGCAUUAGCACAAAGGAAGAAGAGAAUUCAAUUCGAGGCUACCGACUGUUUUUGCAAGCAUCCCAUGUCUCUUUGACGUCCAUAGUCACCCGUAGAGCUGUUUCGUCAUAAGUCAGUUUGCCUUCCAAAUAUGGGACAGGCACCGUCAUCCACCUGUCUUGUAUUGCCAGGGAUUAAGUUAUGGGAUUUAAUCUCAUAUAGAGGUUUUCUUUCAAACGUAAUCCUUGCAAAGCUAUAGUUCGAAUGAAAGUAUCGAGUCUCUUGGAAAAUAAUUUAACAUUUACCUCUCGUAUUGCUUGAAGGUGAUGUCCGCUUGAAAAAAGAAUUUACAAUUUAGGAUCCAGUGUUGGUUUCUAGAUUUCCUCGGCAUCACCUAUAGCGGAAGUGACUAAAAAUAACUCUACCCUCUUUUGACUUUCAAGAAAUUUGGUGGGUGGGAACAGAAACAGGAAGUUUUUAGUUAAAUUUUUUCGAUAAACAUGACAUUAUGAACUUGUAGUAUUAAGAUCUUAAAUGGCCGUGCUAUAAUUUUAAGAUUAGAAACUUUGAAAAUGAAAUUGAUAAGAUUGCGAAUCCUCUGAGAUACUGCCGGCGUCACUCAGUUCUCAAACCAAAGCCUUAUUGAACGAUUUCUGUUCCUCGGGUUUACAAUAGAAUGCUUAGUACUCUCCUGGUGAGAUGAUUUUUAGGAUAUUGUUUUGAACACGUAUAGUUCUCGCGAUAAGCACUCUCUAUAUCAAGAACAACUUAGUUGUCAACAGAUCUUAUUGUAGACACGAUGGUGCGGGUGAUUUCUUCUUAAUUCGAUUUGACAAUGGCCGGUGGAAUCGAAACUUGUGAUAAUGUAGUUAAUUAUUAUUUGCAUGAAAGAUGAAAUGAUGAAAUUAUACAAAGAAAAUCUUAGUUUCUAUGUGGAAAUCAGGACUGUUCCGUACAUGUACCAUUCUCACGUCCUUCUGCUAGCAAUCGUCCCCGUCUAAUUUUUAAGUUCCGAGAAGAUUCAUCUUGUACCGAAGAUAGCGCUCGUGAAAAGCCAAGGAAAAUUUGUUGGUUAUUUUUGGAACGGAAGCGAUUGCCCCUUACAAGUCGUAGAUUUCUCGGAAUUUACGUUAGUCAUCUUAAAUCAUCUUUUCUCUCCAUGUUGAUUAUGUAACUUUUCAUCCUCUAUGGAAGAAACUCAACAAAAACAACAAGUUAUCUGGUUAAUUUGUAUGUUUACGAUUUUAUCCCUAUCUCCGAAUAACAUCACGGUUAAAGGAAUAACAUUAAAUUAACCUUAUCGUCAGUUUUAGAAUGCGAACAACCUUAAUAUAAUUAAACAAAUUUAGAAUCUCCCGUGAGAGGGAAUAUUGCACGUUAUAGACUGUCCGUGUUUUGUUCUUGAAAUUCACCUUCAAAUUAAAGUAGUUUGAGAGAUUAUUUUGAACAGAAAUCGACGAAGAAAGGAAAAUGCUGCAUGGAAGCAAGAGAUUUUAACUUGAUUCUGAAUUUUUUAUCUGUGUCUUCACGGUUUGUCUGUAAAACAAAGCCCUAGUCGGUCUCCAUAGCAACCAUGACGAAGGUAACCCAGUGAAAAGAGAUGGUUAGUUGUCAACCGAUUGUCAAGGUUGUGGAGAAGAUUUAUCAGCAGGUGUUUGCAUUUGGGAUUCUGAAAACACUUCCCUUUUGUAUUGGUGGAUACACGCUGGCUUCAUCGCUUCUCAGAGACCACUUAUAUUUGUUUCCCUGGCUUAACGCUGUCGUCCUUGGCAUUAAUUUAAAAUUUGUACCCUGUAGUUGGUUUCUGGCUUUGAAACAAUGGGUCGAUUCGCUGGUAAAUUCUCCUAACGACGCAGAAGCCAAGACAAAUAUUCGAAUUUUCGCAAUACCAAAAUUAGAAGGAGCCUUUCGUACAUAAAUUUAUCAGCGUAUCACGGACAUGGACAGCAAUCGGAACAGACCGGGAGAAAUCGCAGCCUUCAACAGUCUUGAAUAUUCAGCGUCGAAUUUUUUCAGCAACUAGGAGUGACUUUAAAAAAAGAUAGUCUAACCGAUUCGCGCCAGUAAAUUUUUUAUAGGCAGUUUUAAUAACGGGGCUGAACUAGUGAUCGAUAAAUCAAACGGCGCUGGCGACAGUUUUCCGCAAUCGGGACAGUCUUAAUUCUCCAUGAGGAAAGCUGGAAAAUGGAGCCCGCAGCCAGCAAUGAGACGGCCAAACAAGAGCACGGCGGGGAUGGCGCUGAUCCAGAAGAACCCAUCGAAGAACACGAAUUUCAGAGGUGUUCUCGGAAAGGCCGAAGGGAUGCCUGCCCGGACAUUCACUGCAAGUGCGGCGAUUCCAAACAAAGUGGUGAGUGUAUGUUUCACAAAGAAGCUACACAAGCUGACUCAAAAAAAGAGAGCGGCGAGGAAAAGGCGUGAAAUUUCAGUGAGAACAUUGCAUUUGCCCGAACGCAUUUAGUACUAUACCAGCGAUAUUUAUUUUUGGCUCGUCUGGCACCGACCUGGUGUUUGAAUGCGGAAUAAAUUUUUAGGGAGACCUGGUGGCAUCUUCUCUAAAAUUUGUCGUCACCAAACCUACAGAACGAAAAAACCCGGAAACAGCCAUGGCGACGUUUGGGAGUCGCGUUAAAACUCACCGAAAGAAGGACGAAGUAAAAGGAUAUGCGCUAUGCGUCGCCAUUUUUAGAAAAAACUGGAGGUUUCUUGCUUUUGUUUGAAUCGUAUUUCAGGAGCAGGUGAUGAUUGUCUAAAGAAGUACGAAAUAUCUAUAUUCGUUGUCGAAUUUAACGCUUCAAGCGAACUGAUGUACAGAAAUAUUUUUCAUCGUGUUUUAUUAAGCUUGAUUAGCGCGGAGCAAUCGUUUCUGGCACGGUAUGUAGAAAAAAUAAAUUUUUAACUUGACUUGAUUGUACAGCGCUAUUUCAAACACGAAAUUUUUAAACCGUAUGCGACUUUUAAAAUCUCAGUUCUUAAAAUACUUUACUCCAUUAGACCUCUUUUCAACAUGGAUAUUGCAUACCUGUUGUAAAUGUUAUCUCGAAUAAAGUACCUUUAUCUAGGACUUAUAAUGGUUGGCGAGUGUGAGGUUUUUUCAAGCGCAAAAAACAAGUCUGCUUUUUUUUUCUUGCUCGAACAUUAAGUAUAUUUUAAGUUCAGUGGGAAAAAUGAAUUAUUGAUAUUACCGAUCAAUUGAUGGCGCUUAGAAUGUUUUAAACGAUGAAUUCUAAAAUCUUAGAAAGUGACGUGUUAAAAAUAGAAUUUCGUUUGUGAGUAUGGAUGAAGGUAAAUAUCGUUGGCCUUUAUCAAAUUGUUAGAAAUAUUUCGUCAUCAAGAAGGAAUAACUUAAUUUGUCAAAUUCACGUUACGACUUGCAAGAAUUCGAAGUUUUGCUGUCGUAUUUUUAAAUUUUCCAUUGCAAUUUCCAUUCAUCUGCAUUCGUGCUUCAGGCUGUUAUGUCAUAUCUGUCGCCUAUGAACCCUUGUGCUAUUUUUAGCCGUGCGGAGACCGAGUUUGCCCUUUUUGUUCAGUAAAUGAGAUGUAAAAUUGCUGGCAGCUGUUUCCAAUUACCAAUGUAGCCCCAGGCUUUUCUCGUGGUUAUUGUCACAGUUUGAAUCAGAUUAUGAACUGUGCAGGAAGAUUUUCAUGCGGUUUUGCUGCUAAGCGUAUUGAAAGUUCUCAUUAGAAGGGAACAUUCGGUUUGUUAGAUUGUAUGUAAUCAUCUGAGUAAUUAUAUAUAUUUAAAGUUUUAUGUUAUCAGAUAUCUUUCUGAUCACUGUGACUCUGGAGAUAUAUUAGGUAUUGAUUAUCUGGAUUCAUAAUACACACACACACUGGCAUACUCAAAAUCAGUUUGAGCUCCCUGUUUUAUUAUGAGACGGCAUCAAAUCGUUUGACGUUCUCUUGAGUCAACUUACUACAACAACGCGUCGUUUUUACGGCAGGGUGUACUGAGAUUCAUAAGCAAUAAACAUUGCAACAUUUUGAUUAAAGGACAAGACAUCCCUUAAUGAAAAAUAAAUAAAUGUGAACGAAAUUCAUCUGCUUUUCACCCAGAGAAAAAAGCAGAAAAAUUUUCGAUUUUUCUUUGAGGAACGCUCAGCACACACAUGAUGAAUUAUAUUUAUUAUCCAUAUUUUAGAUUUUGCGAAAUAUUGGUGAAACACGUCUUUAUGUUAAUGGAAUAAAAGCAAGUUCAUUUA